AUGCCAGGACGUCGCUACCUCCGCUUCCUCAAAUUCGUCGACGCCUUUGCGCUCGCUUUCCGCGUGCUCUCGGAGCAGAGCGGCGGGGUGCUGGCUGCGCUUGAGUUCGGGAAGUGGAGUUGCUUGGGGAUGUAUCUACUGUUGGAGAGUUUCACGAUUCUGGACUCCAUGGGUGUCGUGUCCACGACCUGGGCACCGGGCUUGUUCGUCGAAGCCAUGAGGUUCUGGUUUUACUCGCUGAGCUUAGGGAUUCUGGGGGGUCUGUGGGAGUUAUGGGGUUUGCGAUCGUACGGGCUGGCGGUGGAGAACGUGGCUGGGGCUGACGAGGCCGAUGAGAAGAAGUCUAAGGAGAGGGAAGCCGAGGAAGUGGAAUCUCGGAUGAGGGAGAAAGUCACGCUGAGGAGGAAAAUCAUGAAGAAGGUGGUCAUCGAUGCCUGUGACCUGUUCAUCCCAGGGACGACCACGGGCUGGCUAACAGCUUCGCCAGCCACUGUAGGCAUGUUGAGUGCUGUGAGCACGGUGCUAGCCGGGGCGGAUAUUUGGAGGAGAGUGCAAGAGGGUCAAUAA
Molecule: messenger RNA, 567 nt
Organism: Drepanopeziza brunnea f. sp. 'multigermtubi' MB_m1
Lineage: Eukaryota; Fungi; Ascomycota; Leotiomycetes; Helotiales; Drepanopezizaceae
Biological process (GO): peroxisome fission
Cellular component (GO): peroxisomal membrane
Source: RefSeq, a predicted model, not a curated record